Candidula unifasciata is the source of this 1572-nucleotide messenger RNA. NCBI's taxonomy places the organism in Eukaryota, Metazoa, Mollusca, Gastropoda, Stylommatophora, Geomitridae. The record is from the annotation of a GenBank genome assembly.
AUGGCGAACUGGGAACCUAGCACUAUGUCCUGUAAACAAAAACCUCACUUACAGCCGUGCCCAGACUUCACCGGCUCCGAACAGGCCGCUCUUCUAAGAUACAGAGCGUUUACUUCUAUACGUUAUUCCCUGGCUUUCUUAUGGAACCAGGGACUGAGCUUACAAGUUGUAAUCGUUGUGACUCUUCUAAUGAUGUUUCUCUCGGUUUUGUUAUUGACAGUCAGUAUUUUAACCAACGGCUCUCCACAUUUACUUCACUUUUUGCUUGCAAAUGUUGGACUAGAGCUGGAGGACAGCGUCGGUGUGUACGGGAAUCAGAACAAACUAAAUCGCUAUUCUGAUAGACCUCAUCAUGUGGAGGGUGUGUUUUAUGACGAUGAGAGGAAGGUAAAGGAGGAGGACGAUGAUUCUUCUGGUGUGUUAGCAAAUAAUUGCAGGUCACCAAAUCCAAAACAGGACUCGUUUUAUGAUACAUCACUCAGUGUGCGGUAUAAACAGAGAUUUACAACUAGUAAAGAUGUCACCAGGGAAGCCGUGGCUGCAAUGAACAUUGCCCUUGAUUUACAAAAUCAGGGCAAGGCAGAGAAGGCCAUGAAAGUGUUCCAACAUGCUGUGGCUCUGGAUCCAUCCCAUGCUGACAUCCUCACGGCAUUUGGGGAGUUUCUGGAGUGGCAUGUCAAAGACAUUGUGAAAGCAGAUCACCUGUACCACAUCGCACUGGAGCACAGCCCCGAACACACUCGCGCCCUAGAGAACCGCCAGAGAACAGGACCCAUUGUUGAAGAAAUCGACCAGGCUCGUUUUAAUAGGGUUGAUCAAAAGCGAGCACUUUUGCACAAGAUUCCUAACAGUCAUCCAGCUUUGCGAAGAGCUAAGAAAGAGGCAUAUUUUGCACACAUAUAUCAUACGAAUGCUAUCGAGGGAAACACUCUGACUCUUGCACAGACGCGCUCAAUUGUGGAGACGAGGAUAGCAGUUGGUGGCAAGAGCUUACAAGAACAGAACGAAGUGUUGGGGUUGGAUUCUGCACUUAGUUAUAUUAACAGUACUCUGGUUGGUCGAGUUGGACGUUUGACCCUGCAGGACAUCCUUGACAUUCACACCAGAGUUCUAGGAUAUGUAGACCCGACAGAAGCCGGACGAUUUCGUACCACACAGGUUUUUGUGGGGGAUUUUACACCACCUGCUGCCCAAGAGCUGAAAGAUCACAUGGAUCAGCUCGUCGAAUGGCUGAACUCUGAGGAAGCCCUGGCACUUCAUCCAAUAGAAUUUGCUGCUUUGGCUCAUUACAGACUCGUAGCCAUCCACCCAUUUUAUGAUGGGAAUGGACGGACAUCUAGACUGCUGAUGAAUCUGAUCCUAAUGCAGGCGGGCUUUCCUCCUGUUUCCAUUGAAAUUGAUGAUCGAUUGACUUACUAUGAAACCUUACAGCUGGCCAAUGACGGCGAUAUACGCCCGUUUAUUCGUUUUAUUGCCAAGUGUGCAGAAAGAACACUGGAUGAAUAUUUGUCAGUCACUUCGGAAGAGUCUGAAGUCAUCUUGCCUUCCUACGUGCGCAGAAAGUUUAACUGA